This is a messenger RNA of Puntigrus tetrazona (Sumatra barb), 1641 nucleotides long. Its product is annotated as cell wall protein DAN4. The coding region runs from base 112 to 1641 and encodes 509 amino acids. Lineage: Eukaryota; Metazoa; Chordata; Actinopteri; Cypriniformes; Cyprinidae. The record is from RefSeq and is a predicted model, not a curated record. The transcript has 4 exons.
GUCAUGUGACACAAAACAGAGCUAAUAAAAACCUAAAAUUUGAGGACAGCAGUUAUUUGCUUUUAUCAAGGGACUUAACAGCUUCACCUGUGUGUAAGACUCAGGUGCAAAAUGGAUUGGGUGGUGUAUUUGACAGCUACAAAGAUGAGAAGAAAAACACUAAUAAUUGCAGUGUUAAGUUUAGUGUUUUAUAGUGCAAUAGCUGAUUCAGCAAACUCACCUACAACUGCAACAACUGAAUACAUGACUGUUCUGCCAUACUUAGCUGCACAAACAACAGACUUUUGCAUACAACUGAAACAACAGCACAUUCAAUACUGCUCAGCAACAACUGACACAAGCACAGCUGCUUCAACAUCUACAACUGAACAAAAAACUACAUCUGAACAAAGCACCAUACUAAAAACAGCAACAACAUCCCCACCUACAAGUACAUCUCAUUCUACAACUGGGGUUAGAGCUACAACUUUGUUUACAACUACAGCCCCUCUUUCAGAAACAACAACAACAACACAGCUUACAUCUACGGCAGAACCAACACCCACAACUGUCUUAACAUCUACAUCAGGGCAAUCAGCUACAUUGAAGACAACCACAACAUCCCUAACUACAACAAAUACAGCUCAAUCUACAAUUCUGGCUACAACAAACUCACAUACUACUAAACAAACAACCCCAACUGUUUUAACAUCUACAACAGAACCAACAAACACAAUGGGUUUAACAUCUACGGUAAAAAAAUCUACAUCUGAAGCAAAAACAUCCUUACCUACAAGAAGUACAUCUCAAUCCACAACUAAGGUUACAACAAUCUCACCUACAACUACAACUUUGUUUACAACUACAGCCCCUACCUCAGAAACAACUGCAACACAACUCACAUCUACGGCAGAAGCAACAACCACAACCUUUUUACCAUCUACAGCACAACAAUUAACUACAUCUGAACAUAGCACCACAACACAGACAGAAACAACACUCCUGCCUACAACAAGUACAAUUCAAUUGACAACUGAGGCAACAACAAACUCAACUACAACUGUGUUUACAACUACAGCCCCUGCCUCAGAAACAACAACAACACAACUUAUAUCUACAGCUGAACCAACAAAAACAACUGUUUUAACAACUACAACAGAACAAUCAACUACAUCUGAACAUAGCACCACAACACAGACAACAACAUCUGUACCUACAACAGGUACAGCUCAAUCGACAACAGACAUUACAACAAACUUACCUACAACUACAAAUUUCUUUAAAACUACAGCCCCUCCUUCAGAAACAACACAGCUUAUAUCUACGGCUAAAGCAACAACCACAACUGUUUUAACAUCUACAACAGAACAAUCAACUACAACUGAAGAAAGCACCACAACACAGACAGCAACAACAUCUGUACCUACAACAAGUACACCUCAGUUGACCACUGAGGUUACAACAAACUCACCUACAACUACAACUUUGUUUACCACCACAGCCCCUCCUUCAGAAACAACAACAACACAAAACAACAACAACAACAACAUCUAUAGCAUCUACAAGAGAACAAUCAACUACAACUGGAAACAUCUACAAGAGAACAAUCAACUACAACUGAGGAAAGCACCACAACACAAGCAACAACCACAACUGUUUUAA